This is a messenger RNA of Penicillium olsonii, 876 nucleotides long. Lineage: Eukaryota; Fungi; Ascomycota; Eurotiomycetes; Eurotiales; Aspergillaceae. The record is from the annotation of a GenBank genome assembly.
AUGGCUACCGUCGACUCAGCCUCUAUGCUGCUAUCAGCAGCUGUCCCAGCAUUCAAAUGUCCCGUUGGGACAAAGAUGCACAUCCUCAACCUGGGAACCCUCCAGGCAGAUGAAUCAUGGAUCUUGCGGGGUGCCAAUGCCAGCAAACUGAGUGAUAUCAAUCCGACAAACAAGCGCCGGGAUUUGGUCCUUCUCUCGGCUCUCAUCGAGUACCCGGGAGUGGGACUCAUUCUGUACGAGACCGGGUGCGCCGAGGACCUAGAAGUCCAAUGGCCGGCCCCUAUAACAGAUGUAUUUCCUCGAGUGGAAUAUUCCGACAACCACAGACUUCCAAAUGCCAUCAAGGCCACCGGCAAUGACAUCAAGGACGUCAAGGCCGUCAUAAUCGGUCAUUUGCACCUCGACCAUGCUGGAGGCCUAGAACACUUCAUAGACACAGAUGUGCCCAUCUAUGUCCACGAAGAAGAAUUCAAGCACGCCUGCUGGGCAAUUGCCACCGGCGCAGACUUGGGCGUCUACCUGGGCCAUUACAUGCUUCUCGAAAAGCUCAAGUGGAACACGUUCAAUGAGUCACAGCUCGAUCUGUUCCAGGGGAUUGUUCUCUACCACUCACCUGGUCAUACACCGGGGCUGUGUAUCAUGCAGGUGAAUCUGGCCAAUGAUGGUCCGUUUAUUUGGACGACAGAUCAAUUCCAUGUAGCUGAGAACUAUGAGCUUGGACAUCCGCAUGGAGGAUUGGCGAGAGACCAUACCGCGUGGUAUCGCAGUCUGAAUAUGAUUCGCAGACUUCAGAGACUCUACAAUGCUCGGUUGAUCUUUGGUCAUGAUAAGGAUGUUGCCACUGCGUUGAUCAAUGAGAAGCCGUUUCAUGAGUGA